AUGACCUCGUAUCGCAACGAGGUGGGUGCUUGGGAUGGUGGCCCGCCCGGCGCCGAGGGGGACUACGCCCCGCAGCCUGCACCGCCGCUGUCAGCGCCCAUGCCCACUACAGACCCUUGGACAGGGGUCAGCUACAAUCAAUAUCCUUCCAACUACGACUACCAUUCCUAUGGUGCCCCUCAAUAUGGUUAUAGUUAUGAUUCUUCUUACUAUCAAAGAGCAGACAGCUAUUAUGAUGCUCAAAGUAAUUAUUCAGGCCAGUACCAAAGCAGUUAUGGGUAUACAAAAUCCAUUGAUCAGCCAUCUGGUGAAAGUCGUAGCUACACACAUAGAAGACCAUCACAUAAAUCCAAGUCUAGAAGCAUUUCUCCAUAUGAAAGAAGGGAUCGACAGUAUUCUAAAAGAGAAUCUAGUUAUGAUCACAAAUCUAAAACAAGAUCUUUGUCCAAAAGAAAAUAUACUCCAAGUCGGUCAUCUUCUCGAUCAAAAUCAAGAUCUUAUUCAAGAUCUCCUGUACAGAGAAAGAGACACUCUGCUGACUCAGAUGAUUCCAAAAAGUCAUAUAGAAGAUCCAGUAGGAGUGCUAGUGAACGAUCUGUAACACCAUCUGCUAGAAGAAGGAAGUCAAAGUCAUUUCAUAGAUCAAGCUCCAAAAGCAGUGGCAGACAGUCAAGAAGUGUAUCUCCUAAGUACAGAAAACAGAAAGAUAAAAGGAAGUCACCAACAUAUAAGGCAGACAGAUCGAGAAGUGUUUCCCCUAGGAUAAAGUUAGAAAAAUGUGGGUCUAGAAGCCGAUCACCAAAAGUGAAACAAGAGAGAGAUAGAAAUGUGUCUCCAUAUUCCAAGUCAAAAGAUAGAUUAGGCUUUAGUAACAAAGGCAAGGAUAAAAGGGUUAGAAAUUUAAGUCCAUUAAGAAAAGCUACAAAAUCACCUUCACCUAAAAUCAAAUUGGAAAAAAGAUCUGUAACACCAUCCAGGAGUCAUAAAGCUUAUGAUAAGUCCUCAACCCCUCCAAGAAAAAGCAAUUAUAAAGAGCCACAUUCAUUAAUAUCUGAUAGACCUAGAGAGAGUUCUGUUACUCCACCAAGAUGUUACGCCCGUAGCCCUUCAAGUUCGAAGUCACGUUCAUCUCGAUCAUUAACUCCAAGAAGACGUAAUCGGUCACGGCGCCGGUCCUCAUCAUCUUCAUGUAAUUCGUAUUCACGCAAACGCUCUAGAUCACGUUCUCAUACUCGGUCGAAGCGUAAGAGUGUGUCUAUUAAUAAGUCAAGCAGCAGGAGUCCAACUCGUGUUCGUCACAGAAAAAGUAGGUCUUUAUCGCGACAUCGAUCAAGAGCACGUCGAUCAAAAUCACGAUCUCGUAGUGCGCAUUCCAGUAGCAGAAGUGGCACUCAAACGCCAAGUGAGGACGAACGUCGUGGACAGUUUACUGUAGCAGAUAGAAAGCGUUAUUGGAAAUUACACAGACAUAAUCAAGGUGGACGAGUUAAAUCUCCAAAGGAAAUAAAAGCGCCACCUGGAGCAUUUGAAAUUGCAAAAGUAGAUGAUAUUGAUUAUGGAGAUCCCCCUGAAGUAGAGGGACCCAAUUUUGCUGAAUUACUUCCUCCACCGGGUCAAGUUGCUCUUGAGGGGCCUUCUAGUUCAAAGACCAGUAAAACACCUCUCCCGAUUCCUAUAAAAAAUGACGGAAGCUUUUUAGAGAUGUUCAAGAAACUUCAAGAGGAGACAAAAAAACAAGAAGUUAAGAAACCAGAAAUUAAAAAACCAGUUUUACCAUUUAUAGGAAAAAGGCGUGGAGGUAGAGUUCUUAAGACUGGACUCGUUAAAAAGGCUAAAGCAAUUGAUGAACAAACCGUUGACAAUACACCAAAAGAUGCUUGGUCUCUAUAUAUGCAGGAAGUUAAAAAAUAUAGAGAGACGUCGUGUGAAGAGGAAAGAAAGACUAGACCACUUGUCAAAUAG
Molecule: messenger RNA, 1962 nt
Organism: Pieris macdunnoughi
Lineage: Eukaryota; Metazoa; Arthropoda; Insecta; Lepidoptera; Pieridae
Source: the annotation of a GenBank genome assembly